ACGGAAACAUCGUUGCCCAUGAUUAUCGGCUACAGUUUGGAUUUGUGUGUGUCACGAGAUACCGUCGUUCGUGAUCAUCCUUUUCAAAGAAUUCUGCUCUAGCUCGAUUCCACAAUUCGAACAACAAACAACUGUAUUGUUUUAGAUCAUCUUUAUAAAGGCGGAUAACUAAUCCUUAUUGUAGUAUAUGAAACGCGCAUGAUCCUAAGUGGGCUUCGACGAGCAGCAAUGACGCACUGGGUGUUUGUGUAUGGAACACUGAAAAAAGGCGAACCCAGUCAUCACGUCAUUACAACCAAGAACAAUAAAGUUGCUAAAUUCGUUAGCAACGGUCGCACAGUUCAUCAAUUUCCAUUAGUAAUCGCCUCUUCAUUCAAUAUUCCCUAUCUCCUAUACAAGCCCGGCACUGGUCAUCGGAUACAUGGUGAAGUCUACAGUGUUAACGAUGAUAUGCUCACGGCACUUGACGACCUCGAAAAUCACCCAAAUUACUAUGUUCGACAGCAAGAACCAGUCGAGAUCUCAGACGGUUCGAUCCUGACUCCAUGGGUAUAUUUCCUCAUAGACUUUCAGGAGAAGCUCUUACAGAAACCGUUUCUCGACAACUACUCAUCAAGUGGCUCUCAUGGACUCGUUUACGUCGACAGGUAUCUUCGCGAUAGGCAAGAUCCCACACAUGAGCACUAUUUGCAGGUGAAGCAAGUGAAAGAUAAUUUGUGAAGACACCGAUAGUUUUCCAGGAGAUGGGUGAUGGCUUACCAAAUCACACUACUAUUAUUUGACGGAUGUUUUCUAUUUACUUUGUAAUAAAAAGUGUCGCAGGGAAUUCCUGAACUAGA
Messenger RNA from Varroa destructor (honeybee mite), 839 nucleotides. RefSeq names its product putative gamma-glutamylcyclotransferase CG2811. Lineage: Eukaryota; Metazoa; Arthropoda; Arachnida; Mesostigmata; Varroidae. Gene Ontology annotation, molecular function: gamma-glutamylaminecyclotransferase activity. The record is from RefSeq and is a predicted model, not a curated record. Gene Ontology annotation, cellular component: cytosol.